CAAACGAUGAGAAUGCGUCGGCCUAUACGGAUGAGACGCGUACAGAUGCACCUACAGAACUGAGCUGGAGUAGGAGAUAUUCGCCUACACUGGUAGCACAUGCUGCCAGCUUCAUCAGGUUCCCCGGGAAUGCCGCGGGAAUAGAAUCAUGCCGGAGAACCAUUAGUCGCUUCGGAACGGCCCUGGACAGGACGUUGGAUAGCUCGUCUGUCUCGUGGACGAUGGAAACCCAAACAUUGGAUUACACCUCUCAAGACUUGGAAGCCAUCCAACACGCCCAGGAUUUCGCCUCAACAUGCACCUCCCUGUUCUCCCAAAUGGUGGACGGCGCUAAGUGUGGGAAACCUCACCAAGCAAAGCUUCAUCUCUCCGGUUUCAAGCAAGACCAGCUGCAGAUGCACAUCCGCACAUGCAGAGAAACUGGCUGGAUCUCUACCGUCUUCACACGCUCCCUCGGACUACCCUCGCCCGAUCCCUUUUACUUGGACCACAUUUGCUCGACGGCUUCGUCACCCGCUACAAGGCCUGAGGUGUUGCACGUCUCGUUCAAUUCGGAGGGUAUGUGGGCGUCUAAUGACGUUACUGGACUUGGCCCACGCAGUCUUCUUGGCCCUAGGGAACUACCACUUGAUCAUUACUUUGCUGAAAGCGAUGGCCUUACACUCAAAUAUCGGAAGCUUGCGGGCGUCUUGUUGGCCGCUUCCAUGUUCCAGCUCAGUGAUAGUCCAUGGAUCCAGCACCACUUGGGAACGGAAUGCAUCUUCGUGCCCUCGCCAGACAACAAACGACUUCAGCAGUGGUGUCCUCAGAUUCUCUGCACCCUUGUUCGCAACAGCUAUGACGAGGACUGGAUUACCGGAGAAAAGUCGAACCACGUGCGCCUUGCUCGGGUACUGAAGUCUUGGGAAGACUUGGUCAGCGAUGACUAUAGGAGGGUUGCUAAAGCAUGUCUUGAAUUCGACAGUCUUAUUGAGGGCCUUGAUCAUCCGGACAUUGUUCCAGAGAGAAAGGGACUCGCUAUCAUCUACAAAUGCAUUCUCGAACCACUAUUUCGCCAUGUUACGAAGAGUUUCGGAAACCUGGCCCCAAUCUUCAAAGGGAUGUUUGGCCCUGGUCGCAGUCUCACAGCACCCAUGAACAUUUCACCAUCUAUUACCGCAAAACGCGUCCUCUUCGACGACGACGACUCUUUGCCAGAGCAUGGCGAUCAGAUAACUUCCCGUUUGUUCCUCAGCGGCCUCAACCAUUUCUUUCAAAGGAUCGGAACCUUACAUGAGGAUAUGAACAGCUUAACACAGUACCCCUCAUAUGAGAGGAUCCGGAUCAUCAUUUUAGAUUCUGGGGUAGACGAGACAGACUCGCUCAUUCGCCCUGCUAUCAAGUUCGGACGCAUCAACACCCAGAAGAGCAGGAGCUUCGUCGGCUGCCCAGACGAGUGGCGGCAGGAUAGUUGUGGACAUGGGACACAUGUUGCUCAGCUCCUUCUGAAGACUGCACCAGCCGCAGAAAUCUACGUUGGAAAGAUCUGCACCGGGAAGGUCAUUAACGAUGAAUUUAUGCCUGGGAUUGCAAAGGCGAUAGAUUGGGCCGUCAAGGAAUGCGACGCACACAUCAUCUCCAUGUCUUUCGGCUUUGAAGAUGAAAACGAUCUGAUCGAUGCGGCCGUAGACAGAGCCAUUAAUGCUGGCAAACUUAUCAUCGCCGCGGCCUCAAAUAACGGCGGCCUCUCUGGACGUGCUAGGCCAGCCCGUUAUGAGGGGGUAAUCUGCGUCCACGCCACAGAUGGGAAGGGAAACAAAGGCGGCAUGAACCCUUCUCCUCUGCCCAACAAGGACAACUUUGCCACACUAGGCGUCGCAGUUCCAUGUAAGUGGAAAGGCAAGGACGUGUGGAAGUCUGGCACCUCCUUUGCUGUGCCCAUUGCGGCAGGUUUCGCUGCAGAUAUCAUGGAGUUCGCGAAGUACAGAUGCACCAAUCUCAAGCCUAGGAAGCUCAAGAUUCUGCAACGAAAACAGGGCAUGCAGGUCAUUUUCCAGAAGAUGGCAGAGCUGAGGGAUGGCUAUGACUUUAUUCACCCCGUGCGCCUAUGGAAGGGCUGGCAGAAUCUAAAAACAGAGCAGCAGGCUGUGAAAGUUAUUGAGCACGUCAUGGAGGAGCUCUAACAGAGUGCAAAGCUAGAAUCUAAUUGAUGGAUUUAUCUACAUACAUUUUCAACGGCUCCCGGCUUCUCCCUUAUUCGCUUUUUCACAGCUCGGCCCGGUCACUUGCUCACUCUAGAAAUCCCACUAGCAAAACCAGCAGUUGAGGCUGCCCGCAAUUUUGAGGGAACCUUGUAAGGAGCAUCAAACCUAUCGA
Molecule: messenger RNA, 2355 nt
Organism: Lasiosphaeria miniovina
Lineage: Eukaryota; Fungi; Ascomycota; Sordariomycetes; Sordariales; Lasiosphaeriaceae
Product: peptidase S8/S53 domain-containing protein
Exons: 5
Coding region: 222-2162 (646 amino acids)
Biological process (GO): proteolysis
Molecular function (GO): serine-type endopeptidase activity
Source: RefSeq, a predicted model, not a curated record